Mycena citricolor is the source of this 4755-nucleotide messenger RNA. The record is from the annotation of a GenBank genome assembly. NCBI's taxonomy places the organism in Eukaryota, Fungi, Basidiomycota, Agaricomycetes, Agaricales, Mycenaceae.
AUGCCGAAUGGUGCACAAAAGGUGCCCCAAAAGUCACGUGAUAAUGCGCCCACUGCCCGCCAUGGGUACCCAGGAGGACCCCCGCGGGGGUGCAACCGGGUGAUGGCGGUGGUAACUGAGGUGCUGCCGUCCAAUGUGUACUCAGUCAACAAAAAUCUCUGCCUUGGGAUCUAUCACUGCGCGUGUCGUGAUUCGAGCGGGAAUUUCAUUCGUCUGACCCGCCCAAAGAAGGAGAAGAGGCCACGAGAAGCCCAACAAAACGAUCGAUGUCCCCAGUGCCGCACAAAUCUGGUUUACAUCUCAUGUGACGCGUCGUACACAACUUACAACUACGAAGACGCCAACGGAGCCGAGCACAUUGUCCGACAACACGAAGGCUACCAUUCCCAUGCUCGACCACCCACAAAACGGCUCAGCGCAGCUGAAACACAUGAACUGGACAUCCAAGUCCGUCAGAACCCAACUCAGAUUGCACAACAGCUUCGAGUGGGCGCUGAAUUGGGUCAGACUCCGAUUGGAGUCAUCAAUCCCACUUUAUUCGACUCACGGAAGGCUCGCUCUGAGGUCGAACGGAGUAAAAUUCGGCUCGGGAUCGUUGCUCCGACUCGCUCAAGACAGAGUGGCUUUGAUCUGGUUGACACAAUGUCUAGCCUGCGUGAUAUGUUCCAGACGCCAUUUAUCAUCAAGUCGGAGCUCAUCGGCGGUCAGUUCGUGGUCAUGCAAACGCCGUUUAUGCGGGACGUGCUUUUGCGUGAUCAGAUUCAGUCCUGGUCAGAAGAAAGACUCGAGGUGGAAAGUGGACGCCAUGGUCUUCCAACAGAUGGAUGCCACGAUUUCUUUAACCGUGGUGUCUUACUUACAUCCCUGGUAUUCUCCCCGACACUUCUGCGAUGGUGUCCUGUGCUCUACACGUGGAUCGGACAACUUGACGAGGCGCAUCACAAGUCGCAUUUUGAUCAACUCCUUCUGGCCAUAGCAGAGGUCUGUAUUCGAAGCCUAGGCCACGAAUUCAAUCCACUGCUAUUCAGCACGGUCGUUGAUUUCUCAGCUGCUCAAAGGAAUGGCUUCAUUUCCGCAUUCGUCGAAUUCAUGUGCGCCCGAAUCCCUGGAUGGAACAGUCUCAGUGAUGAGGCUCGAGCGGUCGAAAAAAGUGCGCUUCGAAAGCAAGCUGAAACGCUUUUAAAGGGCUGCGUUGUCCACUGGAAACGAUCACUGCACAAGAUCAAGCAAGUUGUCGGUGUCAAGUAUUCCUAUCGCUUUGACAGCCUGGUUCGUGUGCUCGAAAGCGAGCACGCCUCUUCAGAGGAGUUCCUUGAUGCAGUCGAAAGCAUUCGAAACGAGUUCCCGGAAAUCCGGCCAUGGUUGUCCUGGUGGACUCUCGAAGGAAACGGGCAACUCAUUUUUCCGAGUAUGGCUUCGAUGCCAGCUCAGCUUCGUGCUCGCAUUCCAGACUCAACAAAUGCUGCGGAAUCGGCUCACUGGGUCUUAUAUCGUGCGGCCGGAACUGGCCAUGAUCUGGUCGAAGGGAUCCGACGCCUAUAUGUCUUUUCACGUGAGACAGAACAGCUUCACGAAGCAAUUCUCAGCGGACACGUUGAUCCAAAGUUCGGCGGAACAAAACCGCAACCAAAAUCACAUAUUCAGUGGCAUGAGAACGAUGGCCGUGCUCCAGAUACACGGGCCCGACUCGAAGCUCUGAGCCACCUGGAGGCAGAGAGUAAAGUCCAAGCCGCGGCUCUCACACACGAUGAACGAUUUACAGCCUGCAAUGUGCCUGAGGCAAUCAAAAAAAAUGCAGAUAAGCCGCCGUCGGUUUCCCCCUCCUCUCUUGUUCUCCAAUCGUAUAAAUGGAACUCGAUGUCUUGUUUCUUGGACGCCUCGCUUGAGGCGCUGUACCGAUCUUUUACUUCGCUUUCAACGACUCAAAGAAGUGACCUCAUGGCUCUAAUCCGCACCGAUGCUGCCUCAACUGGUCUGCGGGACAUUUUCGAACAUUUUUGGACUCGUGGUAUUGCUUCUGGCGAAUGGAGCUCGUCGUACCUGCAUGCGAAGAAUUUCCGCAACACAUCAAGGCCCUCGCUGCAUUGGUUGAAUGCGUGUCUGUAUUUCGGGCAAGAACGCGCCAAACUCCUCUUGGGCAGGAUAUGGGAUGGAGGGGAUAGAGUAGACGGACAACCAGGCUGUUGUCGAACUUGGAUGAAUCAGAUGUUACGGAUCGAUACAACUCUCGCCAUCCAGAGCCAAUUUGGGAUUGGAUAUCAGGUUCAUUUUACCUGCAAGGCCCAUACGCGUCACCAAACUACGCAAUUUAUCCGCCCAAAAAUCGAGUUUGGGCUCCAUCGUGAUGAUAUAUUGAUUGCACAAGCCUCUUCUGACGGACGGGCCACGCUUCAAGACUAUUUUCUGCACUUCAUUCCUCGUGAUUCCUUACAGGGAAAGACAGCACAACCAUUGCAUCGAUCACAGCCCAUUCCCUGCGAGGACGGCUCUCAUUGCGCCUCGGAGUCCACAGUGGCAUCCAUUGUCAUCGAGUUUCCUCUCAUUCUACGCAUCGGGACCGGAACGUUGACAGAUAAUCCAAACGAAAAUGGGAUCUGGCCCUGGAAAGGAGUCGAUUGUCAAUGCCCUGUCUUUCCACUCGAGUUCAGUAUUGGGCCCGUGAACUACAGACUCGUGUCGGCUGUCAAGUUCGUUCCUGGCGGUGUUGGGCACUUUAUUUCGACGAUUGUCAUCAACGGCACGGUGUACUUGUACGACGAUACGCGCUACAACGGUGUUCUGCAAGAGAUAGGGCCGCUCUCUGACAUCACAAAUUGGGACUUUUCGACAAACUAUGUGAUCUAUGUGCGGACAACGAAAGAAUCGAGACUCAACCGAUCUGUCGAAGAGAUUGAACAAGACUAUACCAAGAUACCGUCUAUUGAUUCUCAAAGUAAUCCUUACCGCAUCGUCGAUCCGACUCCUGUUCCAGAUCGACCGACGACUCCCACGCGAGCCAUGCCAGAUUGGUUGAAGCACCACGAAACCCCACAUGCGUCCAGCGACAAUCAGAGCAGCGAAUUCGAGAUGUUGGGAGCAAUCACGUCUUCAUGGGAUGAGCUCGAGGUCGAGCGAAUGAUCGCAGAGACGCUGGAUCCGGUGCAGGCGUCGCCAGCUCACAUCGGAAAACACCUGCUGAGUAGUAUGGACAAAUCGCCUUCCCCACCGCCAGCGAUCGCCACUUUAUCUGGAGCAGAUGAAGCUGAUUCGGACUCGAGCGACUCGGAGUUAGAAAUGGACUCGGGGAAAGCUGUCGUGGAAGAGGGCAGUACGCUUCGAUGCGAUGGGUGCUCAGAGCAAGCUCAGUUUGCAAAACAAUCAAAGCGGGCUAAUGGCGGUCUGGUGCCCUGCGAAUCAUGUCGCCAGUGCUCUCACAUCAGCUGCCUGGAUUCCGACACGAAUUGGCUCUUGGAUCGUGUGCGAUUCAUCUGCAAGUUGUGCGAUAAUUCGCACCCAGGCUCGAUUCUGGCUGUUCCUUAUCCAGCGACCAACGAUCCGGACGAUUCUGGGAGCAGGUUUUAUCCUGCAGUUCUUGUUCGGCGUCAUGUUGAGCGACGAGGGCAGUCAGACGAGUACGAAUUCAGCUGGUCCGAGUUCCUGGAUGGCGUUCUGUUCAACGCUCCAGAUCGACCAACUCAGCUGGAUAACUUCUUUCUGCCUCAUGCAACUUUCGUUCGCUACUCAAAUAUGAUUCAUAAGGGACGCAAAAAAGUCCCAGACUCAAAGAUAGGGACAUAUCGCGUCCCAUUCUACCUCAAUCCGAAGGCGGAGAUCCAUGUGAACUCGAACCUUGCUCAAGUGUUUUCCGCUGCUAUCCCGGUCGUUGGCAAUGUCCUCCGAUUGUGGGACCAGCGUCAUGUGGUUAUCAAGGCCUGGAUUCGCUACAGCAGGGAGCAACGAAAGAAGAAGAAACGCCUCGGCCCCGAUUCUUGGGCGUCGAAGCUGGGUCUGAUAUUCACUGAAGAACUCGAUCAGACCCUCGGGUAUGCACUGUCCCGGCUGAUGAUCCAUACGACGUUGGCUGACAUACCUUUCCAUGAACGCAAUGAGCGCGUGCAGAGCGUCGGUUGCGUUCUCUUCCACCUCCUCUUCGUCCAGCGGGAGCUUGGAGAGCCCUUUGACGCUGGCGGUGCUUCUUUCGACGAUCUCCGCUCGGAAUCCAUUCUGGCUUGUCCCCCAAAGCACGUGGAUGCGGUCGAAACAGCGAUGUUCCAAAUCUGGCGGGUCCGCUGGAAUACGGUGGAUGAGUUGGGGGAGGCGCGAAGAAAAUUCCGUGCAAAUCAUUGCACAUAUGAUGCGCACCAUACUUGGCCGGUCUAUCGCCGGGUUAGUGGUGCCGCGCCGCUAGAUGCAGUCGUGGCAGUGAUUCCAGAGCACCUGCGUAGCGAGGAGGAACAAGAGCCCGCACCCCCGGAGCGACCGAAGCCGAAGCCGCGCAAGAAGGUUGCGACUGUGGCUAGCGUCCGCAAACGCUCACGCGCCGAGGAAGAACAAGAACCCGCAGCCCCGGAGCGACCGAAGCUACGCAAAGACAUUGUGACUGUGGCCAGCGUCCGCAAACGCUCACGCGCCGAGGAAGAACAAGAGGAGGAUCUCCCCGCUCAGAAACGACCAAAGCGGCAGCAGCGCAAGAGGGCUGCUGCGCCGGCCAGCAAGACCCCAGCGCCGCCUCAAAAGAAGGCUCGAGUGACUCCGGGAAGAAAAAAGAGGGUUUAG